UUGGCCGAGAGGCAUAGCGCUUGUUAAGACACCGGUGCAGGAAGAGGCAUGUCACGGAAGAAGACCUUGGUUAACAGAUCCUAAACUAGUGAAUAUUUACAUUUUUAACUCGAUAUUUUGACGUGUAUGUAUAGAAGGAUAAUGUCUCAGAUAAGAAGGUGCUUCUGGCUUUUAAAUAACUCAAACAAGCUAAACGUUUAGCUUCACGUUAUCUGUUUGUCUUCAAUAAGGGGCUGCUAAAUUACCUAAAGCACCUUUUUCACUUUAUUUAAGCAUUUGAGAGUUUAAAAUGAGUUCUGUUAGACACCUCAUGAACAGCAGGUGCUUGUUUCACCUUAGUAAAAUGAAGAUAUGCCAGAGGAGACUCUUUAGUUCAACCAAAACCUGCAGGACUAUCAUGCCUGCCUGGGUUAUAGAUAAAUAUGGAAGCAAUGAAGUGCUGAGGUUUACUAGAAAUGCCAGCUUCCCCAUCAUCAACUACCCCAAUGAGGUCAUUGUCAAGGUGUGUGCUGCAGGACUGAACCCACUCGAUGUCAGCAUGAGAGGUGGUUAUGGAGCUGCAACGCUGUCCAUGAAGAGAGACCCUCUGAACAUCACACAGACCGGCAGUGAGUUCCCUCUCAUCCUGGGCCGGGAGGUGUCGGGGGUCAUCAUGGAGUGUGGCCUGGAUGUAAAGUACUUCAGUGAGAGGGAUGAGGUGUGGGCGGCUAUCCCACCAUGGAAGCAGGGCAGCCUGGCAGAGUUUGUGGUGCUGAGUGCUAAUGAGGUUUCUCACAAACCGAAGUGUCUGAGCCACAUCGAGGCGGCAGCCAUUCCCUACGUGGCGACCACCGCCUGGUCUGCACUCGUUAACACCGGCGGACUCAACAAGGACAACUGUGCCAAGAAACGGAUCUUGAUCCUUGGAGGAUCUGGGGGAGUGGGAACAUUUGUCAUACAGAUGCUGAAGGCCUGGGGAGCCCAUGUCACUGUUACCUGCUCCCAGAAUGCAGAGCAGUUUGUUCGGGGUCUGGGGGCAGACCAUGUGGUGGAUUACACCUCUGGGCCUGUGGAGGAGCCGCUCGGAGCUCUUGAGAAGUUCGACCUGGUCCUGGAUAACAUCGGGGGAGACACAGAGCGAUGGGCUUUGAAGCUGCUUAAGCCGUGGAGUGGAGCCAAGUAUGUCACUCUUGUAACACCGUUCCUGCAGAACACAGACCUGCUGGGUAUCGCUGACGGCAUGAUGCAGACUGCUGCCACUGUGGCCACCAAAGCUCUUAAGCACUUGGUCAACGGAGUUCACUAUCGCUGGGGAUUCUUUGCACCCAGUGGUCCUGCACUGGAUGAAGUCAGAGAGAUGGUGGAUGCAGGACAGAUCCGGGCUGUGGUGGAGGAGACCUUCAGCUUCGCUCAGGUUCCUCAGGCUCUGGAGAAGGUGGAGAAGGGUCACGCUCGAGGGAAGACUGUGGUCCAGAUCAGCAGAGAAGGAGACGACUCGUAGCGCUGACUCCUAAGAGAGACUCUGUGCAAGGUUCUGCACGAACACAAAACAAACUGGGGGUGAAAAUACUUCGGGUUUAAGGUCCUCGCUUUGCAUAAAAAGGGGCACGGGUGCAGAAAUGACUGUUGGGAUGGUAAUGAGACUAUGUGUGGAUGUUGUAGCUUUACUGUUUGUGCACUACAGAUGCUCGUAAAUAUUUUUCCUUUUAUAAGUGGCUUGAACAAAGAAAAUAUAUGAGCUAAGUUAAAGACAGUGACAAUUUAAGCUCUUCCAAAUUAAUUUUAAAGGAACGUGUAAAUUACAACUUUCUCUGCAGACGCUAAAAGGCAACAAUCAGGUGCACAGAGCUAGAAGUAAUGCAGCUUAUAGAAUAAAUCCUUUGAUACCGCCUUUGAUACGUCGACAUGGUCCCACCAUGACGCUUUGAGACAUUCGUAUCGGAGUUGAGACGUCCCAGGAGCAUAAACAAACUGAGAUCACAGUCAUCAACGUCUAAAGGAAGACUUUUAUUAAAAAAAAGAUGCAAGAAAUAAAAUCAUGUCUUUUAUUAUUA
This is a messenger RNA of Notolabrus celidotus (New Zealand spotty), 2033 nucleotides long. RefSeq names its product reticulon 4 interacting protein 1 (gene rtn4ip1). Lineage: Eukaryota; Metazoa; Chordata; Actinopteri; Labriformes; Labridae. Gene Ontology annotation, cellular component: mitochondrion. Bases 290 to 1480 code for a protein of 396 amino acids. Gene Ontology annotation, molecular function: oxidoreductase activity. The record is from RefSeq and is a predicted model, not a curated record. The transcript is spliced from 9 exons.